AUAUGUUUAUGUUUGGAUUAUAACUCAAAUACAGUAAAUUAAUAGUUGAUAAAAAUCCAAAUGCUUAGAUUCGGAACUCAAAAGAUGUGAACUGUUUUGAGUGCAAAUCUCCGUGUGGGACUUCCGGCGGAAGUAAACAAGAAGAAGCUAGUAGCGUUAGCUUCCAGGAUUCCAUCUGUAUAUGUUCGGCUAGAAAACGGUUAUUGCUUUGUGGGCUGAAUAUUUCAGUGACUACAUUAACGAAAUCUUCGGUUCAUCAUCAGAGAGAAUUAAUCAGACCGACUUCCGGCUGCUGGAGAAAAAUUCAACAGCACCGUCCAUUAGGAGGAAGAGACGGAAACCCAAAUCACCUGGGAACCUCCUGUCUGUUAAGGUUACGGUUCUGAAUGAACUAACGCUGAGAAACAGAAAAUAUGAUCAAGGAACUAGUUAAUGCCGCGGAGGAAGCAGGAAAUGUCCGAGUUAUCAGCUCGAUGCAGCAACAGCAGCAGCCUGAAAGACACCAGUUAGCCUCCAAGCUAACUGAGAACAAGAAGAAAUGGGUCUCUUCUUAAGGAGGACAAAAAGGACACAGUAAAUACUGGACAUUUAUUGGACUCUGAACCGCUACCAGCUCUUUCUAUCCUCCAACGCAUCAUGUCUGUCACUACAUGGGAGGUUCUGGAGGACAACUUUCUCAUAACCAAAGAGAGAAACCUAAUUAUUGAUUACAAUACUCCAAACAUUGCACAGAUAAAAGAGGAAGAGGAGGAACCAGAACCUCAACAGAUUUUUGAGAAAAAGGAGGAAUCAAAGCCGGAACCAAUCAAAGAAGAACUGGUUGACCUGAGGAUCUCCCAGGAUGAAGGGCGGGUUUUAGUGAAGCAGGAGACCAACACCUCUAUGGUGUCUCCUGCUGAUGAGGAAAUAUUGCACUAUGAACCGGAACUGCAGCAGAUGAUGGAGACAAAGGAGGAACCAGAACCUGUACAGGUGAAAGAGGAACCAGAAGAACCAGAACCUGUGAAGAUUAAAGAGGAGGAGGAGGAUCAGCAUGGAGGUCAGCUGGUGGAGAAGCAGGAGGUUGACACCUGUAUGGUGACUCCUGCUGAGGAGCUAAAGGACAACAGAGAACCAAACAAGGACCAACUUGUUUUUGAGAACUGCCUUAAAGCCGAGGACCAGCAUCAGCCAGGAAUCAACCUGGGUGGAAACAACUCAAAACUAACAGCACCUAAACUAAACAUACCAUCCUGUGAAGUAUGUGGCAAAUGUUUCACCACAUACAAGUACCUGACUGAUCACGUAAGAACUCACACAGGUGAGAAACCAUAUCCUUGUGAACUGUGUGAUAAAUGCUUUGCUGAUUGUAGUGCCAGGGCCAAACAUAUGAAAACCCACACAGGUAGGAAGCCUUAUCACUGUCAAGUGUGCGGAAAAUCAUUCAGCCACUGUAGUAACUUAGCCAGACAUAUGAGAACACACACAGGGGAGAAGCCAUAUUCUUGUGAAGCGUGUGGUAAAUCUUUUCGUCACUGUAAUACAAUGGCUCGACAUAUGAGAACCCACACAGGUGAAAAACCGUAUACUUGUGAAGUGUGUGAUAAAUCCUUCAUACAGCCCAGUGAUUUGGCCCGUCACCUUAGAAGUCACACAGGUGAGAAGUCUUUCUCCUGUCUGACCUGCGGAAAAGGUUUCACAAGGCAAUCCUCCUUGGCUGUGCACAUGAGAACCCACACAGGGGAGAAACCCUACUCUUGUAAAAUGUGUAGAAAGUCUUUUAGAUAUAGCAGCCAUUUGAGUCGUCAUGAGAACUCACACAGGUGAGAAGCUGUAUUUAUGUGCGGAUAUGGAAAGCAGUUUUGGAUGUAAAUCACAUGCUUUUCAUCUUCUGCUGAUGAACAGUAAAGAUAUU
Messenger RNA from Xiphophorus maculatus (southern platyfish), 1894 nucleotides. Its product is annotated as zinc finger and SCAN domain-containing protein 21-like. The record is from RefSeq and is a predicted model, not a curated record. Gene Ontology annotation, molecular function: DNA-binding transcription factor activity, RNA polymerase II-specific; RNA polymerase II cis-regulatory region sequence-specific DNA binding. Gene Ontology annotation, biological process: regulation of transcription by RNA polymerase II. NCBI's taxonomy places the organism in Eukaryota, Metazoa, Chordata, Actinopteri, Cyprinodontiformes, Poeciliidae. Gene Ontology annotation, cellular component: nucleus. The transcript is spliced from 3 exons. Bases 637 to 1806 code for a protein of 389 amino acids.